Molecule: messenger RNA, 2013 nt
Organism: Macrobrachium nipponense
Lineage: Eukaryota; Metazoa; Arthropoda; Malacostraca; Decapoda; Palaemonidae
Product: proteoglycan 4-like
Exons: 2
Coding region: 1-2013 (670 amino acids)
Source: RefSeq, a predicted model, not a curated record
AUGGGUCGAAUGGAAGAUGCAAAGACCGUUAGACCAACAACAACAACAACAACAAAAACCUACAGAGAGAUCAUUGUAACAACAAACAACCCAACCACAACUCAACAACCGAAAAAGAAGGUAUCUCCCUCCCGAAGCAACUACAACAGCGAUGGAUAUUAUUCCAUCACGUCCCCAAUAACCAACAAAAGCUGGGUACCUCUCCAACACACCAUCACCAACAACCACAAAAGAGCUGGGUACCUCUCCAACACACCAUCACCAACAACCACAAAAGAGCUGGGUACCUCUCCUACACGCCAUCACCAACAACCGCAAAAGAGCUGGGUACCUCUCCAACACGCCAUCACCAACAACCACAAAAGAGCUGGGUACCUCUCCUACACGCCAUCACCAACAACCACAAAAGAGCUGGGUACCUCUCCAACACGCCAUCACCAACGACCACAAAAGGGAGUGCAGGGUACCUCUCCUAACGCCAUCACCAACAACCGCAAAAAGAGCUGGGUACCUCUCCUACACGCCAUCACCAAACAACCGCAAAGAGCUGGGGUUACCUCUCCAACACGCCACCAAACAAACAACCAAAAACAAAGAAGCCUGGUGGACCUCCCUCCUAACAACCCAUCACCAACAACGCAAAAGACUGAGGUACCUCUCCCAACACGCCAUUCCCAACCAAAAAACCCAAAAAAGAGUUGGGUACCUCUCCCUACACGCCAUCACCAACAACCGCAAAAGAGCUGGGUACCUCCUCCCAACAACGCCAUCCACCUAACCAACAAGCAAAAGAGCUGGUACGCUCCAACACGGCCAUCCACCAACCAACAGCAAAAGAGCUGGGUACCUCUCCUAAAACACGCCAUCACAACAAAACCGCAAAAGAGCUGGGUACCUCUCCAACACGCCAUCACCAACAACCGCAAAAGAGCUGGGUACCUCUCCUACACGCCAUCACCAACAACCGCAAAAGAGCUGGGUACCUCUCCAACACGCCAUCACCAACAACAGCAAAAGAGCUGGGUACCUCUCCUACACGCCAUCACCAACAACCACAAAAGAGCUGGGACUAUCCUACACGCCAUCACCAACAACCGCAAAAGAGCUGGGUACCACCUCAAACGGCUCCACCACAACAAGCAAAAAAAGCUGGGUACCUCUCAACACGCAUCACCAACAACCGCAAAAGAGCUGGGUACCUCUCCUAACAGCCACCACAACGCAAAAGAGCUUGUAACCUCUCCUAACGCAUCACCAACAAACCGCAAAAGAGCUGGGUACCUUCUCCAACACGCCAUCACCAACAACCACAAAAGAAGCUGGGUACCUCUCCUACACGCCAUCCACCAACAAACCGCAAAGAAGGUGGGUACCUCGCCUACAAAGGGCCAUACAACAACCGCAAAAGAGCUGGGCCUACCUCCAACCAACACGCCAUCACCAACAAACCACAAAAGAGAUGGGCUACCUUCUCCAAACGCAUCACCAACAACACAAAAGAGCCUGGGUACCUCUCCUACCAACGCAAAUUCACCAAACAAAACGCAAAAGGCUCGGGUACCCCUCUCCAACACGGCCAUCGACCAACAAACCACCAAAAGAGCUGGGUACCUUCUACACGGCCAUCACCAACAAACCAGCCAAAAGAGGGGUACGCUCCAAACACGCCAUCACCAACAACCACAAAAGAGUCGGUACCUCUCCCAACACGCCAUCACCAAAACAACCGCAAAAGAGCUCCGGUUACUUCCUACACGCCGAUCACCAACAACAGGCAAAAGAGCUGCGGGUACCUCUCCCAACACGCCACCACCAACAAACAGCAAAAGAGCUGGGUACCUCUCCAACACGCCAUCACCAACAACAGCAAAAGAGCUGGGUACCUCUCCAACACGCCAUCACCAACAACAGCAAAAAAGAGCUUGGGUAACCUCUCCAACAAAACACAGUACCAACAACCCAACAAAGAGCCGGGUUUCUCUUCAACACUCCAGCCCCAACAACCGUAACUGA